Naegleria lovaniensis is the source of this 1059-nucleotide messenger RNA. RefSeq lists its product as uncharacterized. Bases 1 to 1059 code for a protein of 352 amino acids. Gene Ontology annotation, cellular component: membrane. The transcript has a single exon. The record is from RefSeq and is a predicted model, not a curated record. NCBI's taxonomy places the organism in Eukaryota, Heterolobosea, Eutetramitea, Acrasida, Naegleriidae.
AUGGAUCGCCAUCAAGUCCUUGAGGAAUUUGCUGACUGUAUGAAAGAUCAGGAAGCGAUUGAGAGUACGUUUGAUAAAUUAGUGAAAGAGAAACGAGCGGAUCUGUACAAGAGUGAAACGGAUUUGAAGAAGAGAACGGAUAAACAUAAGAAGAGAAUCAAAUCUUGUUUGGCCAUGUUGAACGCGUUAGAAUCAACAUCCUCAUCAUCGGAUAAUGGUGCGGCUGAUGAGAAUUUACAAUUGGCUGAGAAGAAGGCUCAACUCAAACACAGUUCAAAGAAGCUCGAGAUGAUCGGUAAACAAACGUUGAAUACGGGUGGAUUUUUUGUAGAGCAAUUUCUCGGAAAGGAGUAUAGUGUUGUUUUAGUGGGCGACGAUUCGAGAAAGUUUAAUUUCAAAAAGGAGUAUGAGACUUUCAAGUACAAGUGUACUGUUCUGAAUAUUCCAAUCACGUUAUUGUUAGCCUUCUUCUUUCAUUCCCGAGUGUUGGACACUUUUUAUCACUUGUAUUUGACAUACUUUUAUUUGACAUUGGCCAUCAGAGAGAAUAUCUUGGCAGUGAAUGGAUCUAAUAUCAAAGCCUGGUGGAUUAGACAUCACUAUUUGAGUAUUGUAUUGGUCAUUACGUUGUUGACUUGGCCAGAAACUGUUCUUUAUCAAGCGUUUAGGCCUUACUUUUUACUUUAUGCUCUCUAUGCUUCAAUUGUGCAGGUUUUACAGUACAAGUACCAGAAAGAUCGUCUCUAUGUAAGAACAGCUAUUGGAAAGUCAAGUAUGAUGGAUGUGGCAAAUUCUGAUAGUUCCCAAGUCGUUGUUGAAACUUCUCUCGCUCUCUUCUUCCUGUUACCUUUCAUUUUCUUGGGACAAUUAUUCCAACUCUACAAUGCAUAUCUGUUGUUAGAUAUGGGAUAUUUCAAUACUACGAACUGGAGAGAUGUUGAGUGGCAAGUUUUUGCAAAUGCAGCACUAUUCCUCAUCUUGGCUGUUGGUAACUUUGUCACCACCGUCGAGGUUUUAGUUAAAAAGGCAAAGAGAAACAAGAAGAAAAAACAGCAAUAA